This is a messenger RNA of Westerdykella ornata, 222 nucleotides long. RefSeq names its product DUF1909-domain-containing protein. The annotation marks the transcript as partial. The transcript has 2 exons. NCBI's taxonomy places the organism in Eukaryota, Fungi, Ascomycota, Dothideomycetes, Pleosporales, Sporormiaceae. The record is from RefSeq and is a predicted model, not a curated record.
AGAGCACAGCAGAAACGCGAGCGUGCCGCGGCAAAAGGCGGCAAAAGCGAGGCCAAGUCGCAACUGAAAUCCAAUGCCGCCGCGCUUACGAUCAAGUGCAAGACCUGCUUCCAAUCCUUCCAGAGCACCACGAACCGCAAGAUGCUGGGCGAUCACGCGACGAAUAAGCAUGGGAAGAGCUUCGAGGAUUGCUUCAAUCCGGAUGAUGGGGUUGCGCGGUGA